UUUUUCCCCCAAAGCCCCAGUAGAUAGUUGUAUGUCAUAGCUGCACAUCCUUCUAGUUGCUGUAUGUGGGACACGGCCUCAGCAUGGCCGGAGAAGCGGUGCGUCGGUGUGUGCCUGGGAUCCGAACCCUGGCGGCCAGCAGCGGAGCGCGUGCACCUAACUGUUAAACCACAGGGCCGGCCCUCUCACCCGGUCUUACAGAGCCUUCCUCCACACCGGCUGCCAGAAUAAUCUCUCUAAACCAGCCUGACCACGUCUCUUCCCUUCUUAAAAUUUACUAUUUUCAGGACCCAGUGUAAAUUACUCAGCUUGUCACUCAUCCAACAAAUAUUGGGGUGGGGUGGGGGGUACUUACUAUAAGCCCAAGCGUUCUUAUUGGCACAAAGAUCCAGCAGUGAACCAAACAUAGCAAAAGCUCUGCCCACAUGGAGCUUACAUUCUAUGGGCCCUUCACAGUCGGGACCCCAGCGUCCCUUUACAGCCUCGUCGUCCCAAUUCCCUCAUUGGGAAUUGGGACGCACGGCGCACUCUCGUCUCCUCACCUGCCAAGCCUUCCCACACUCCCCACGAUCGAGAGACUAGUCCUCUCCUCUCAGAUCCCUCCAUUGCCCCCGCAGGGCCUACUACAAAAACCUAGGCAUCCCCUGCAAAUUGAGGCUCCUCUUCUCGCCAGUUGAAGCCCCGCUGCCCCUCCCCUGCCUCUCGGGGAUUGUGAGCUAAGAGCCCCGGGUGAGAGGCUUGGGACCGCGGAUCCCCCUCGCCUGGGCUGGCCGCCUCCACCUCACAGGAAGCGGGGAAGGAGUGCGACACCCACGCCAUCCAGGAAUGUCUGGUCCCCAGGCCUCACGCUGGGCACAGAGGACCUCGGUCAGCACUCAAGUGGCUUCCCCCGUAGUGGAGGAAGACAAGCUAGGCAGUGCCAAUGCAGAGUGCCAAGUGUCACACGGUCAGCACACCGGUUUCUUCCUGACUGACAACAAGAGCCACCCCCAGAUGAGUGAAUUUUCCUGGAAGGAUGUUACCAGUGCCUUGUCCCUGGCAAACAUGAUCCUGGGGCUCUUCUCCAUCUUCUGCAGCUUCUGCAAGAAGUCCCACUGUGCUUCCUGGAUGCUUCUGAUGAGCUUCCUAUUAGACACGGCAGUCAGGGCAGUGACCAGACACCUCAACAUCUGCUCCAAAUCAGGAGCUGAGCUGAAUGACUUUGCUGUCUUCACCACCUUUGGCCUGGCCUCAGCCCUGCUCCUAGGCGUGAAUGGGGCUCUGAACGGGUUCCUGGCCAUCAUCUAUGUGUUAGCUGCUUCUUUCCGCCUGUGUUUUUAUUCAACUGGCAUUCCCUCUGCAUACAAGGGACUACCUUGCCCCUAUGCUUCCUGUGUUUUGGCCUCCACCUCCCUUCUGAUCAAAGGCAACACUUUCAUCCUCUCUUGCAUGGCCUCACUCAUGAUUCUAUUCAUGAUGGACCAAAGCCACUACCCACAUGAUGAAAUCCUGGAGUCUGAGAACUGGAAAAAAAUGGUUUAUCUGGGAGGUGUCAUCAUGCUAUUUUUGUCUCCAUUUUCGCUAACUGCUUUCUACUGCCUGGUGUGGUCGCUCUCCUACAUCUUCUUUCCAGAAGCUCUAUGGGGCAAGGCAGCGUGUCUUAGGCUGCAGCACAGAAGAAACUAACCAGCUCUACUAACUCCCACUAGCCUCUGUGGGGUUUGUGCCAGCAUGUUGGGCCAAGCCCUGCUGUAUCCUCACUAAAUCUUUCCUUGUCCCUAUGUUGUGCAUGUGCAAGAUACAUAUUACCUUGAACCAGAGCAACUCACAGUAGGGCCAGCGGCCUUCACUUCUUCCUCUUUAUUCAGCAUUCUGAAUCCCUUGGGGACAAUAGUUGUUUAUGUCAUGUAGAACAGAAUUUUUUCCAACCUAAAUUUGGGCCAGGUUUGAGUUCCAGCUUUGUUUUCAGCUGAGUGACCUUGUGCACUAUGGUUAACCCCUAGGAGAGGGGUGAGACCCUUCAGAAUUGGUAUAGCCUCCAGCUUGGCCUUGUUUGAUGGUAGUUACUCCAGUGGUGGGGUGGGGCUCACUUAAGCAUUUCUUAAACUUACAGUUUCUGGCUCUGUAGAUCAGAGCAAUCACAGGACAAUCAUGUUGCCCAGUUUGAAUGUGUGUGGGAUUUUGUAACUUAAAAUUCUGUGUUUCAACAAUCAAAGCUUCUGCCUUUUGCUUUGUUUAGAGACUAGACAUAUUGGCCGCUUGAGGACAUCAUUUGGUUUCUAGGAUCUCUUUGUGUGGUUUUUUUCCUAAGCUUUAAAAUACUAAAGUCUAGAUAUUCAAAUGCUACUUCAUCUUCUAAAAUCCAAAUCAAAUAGAAAUAAACAAUAUUGUAUGGAACCCUAAAGUUGCACCUCAAACAGAACUUAGGUCCACUGAAGGCAACAACCCCCCAGCACUGCCUCUGGAUUUUCUUCCUCCAGAUGGUACACCGAAGGAUGGUUGGCUAGUUCUGCCCCUUCCUCAACUAGGGCACCAGAGCACCUCUUACCUCAGCUCUAACUUCUUGAAGAUUGCAGAACAACGUAUGUGGCAAAUACGCAUUAAAUCUAAAAUUAGGUUUUAAAGAUAAAAAUCCGAAGAAGUCCAUAUUACUAUGAUUUGGCUUUAAAGGACCAGAUAAGUCCUUCCUCUUCCCCACUGUCCUCUAUUCAUCUCUCUGCUAUAUCAUUUAUAUUUUUUCAUAAUUAGAUGAAUACGUCUGUGUCCCACUAGAUUUUACAUUCCUUCAAUUUAUGUUUUUGUAUUUCCGCUGGCUGCCACAGAGCCUGGUGCUCAAAAAUGUUGACUUUGGAGAUGAAUUGAUUUAGUUGUGCAUUCUAGUGAGUUCUAUACAAGGUUACUAUCAUGUAGUGAGAAUCUUAGAAAUAUACAUGGGCUCAGACAUUUCAGUGUGAUGUCCUUCAAUGCUCAUUUCAGUGAUGCUACCCUUCAUCAAAGUCGUGUAGGAACUCCAAUUCGAGAACUGUCUUCACAUAAGCUCUGAGAGGCCAGCACCCAGCACAUUGCCUAGACAUAGUAGGUGCUCAAAAAAUAUUUUUUUUACUCUGACCCACCAAAUUUAGUCCAAAAACCUAAUAUUUAAGAUUAGCCUAUGAUGUCCUAUUCUUAAAUCACAUUCAUUGUCAGAUUUGGCCUCAAAUGACUUCUGGCUGUUUCUAAAACUUGAAACUAUGUUCAAAGGAAGGAGAUGUAAUUCUGAAAGAGGAUUUCCAUGUCCAUUUUGAGUGACAGAAGCAGAGUUAAAAUAAAUAUGUAGACCCCCAAAAGGACUGCUUUGAAAAGGAAAAUACCCAUUUGGAUGUAUAAAUUGUGCUUUGUUUGUAGCAAUACUAAUUCAUACUUCAUUGGCUCAAGCUUUUUGUAGAUUGGUGACAUGAGGAUAGUUACAGGUCAGCUGAGAGCCUCUUGAUCUAACAGAGGGUUGUGUGCUUCCUUCCGACUCUGUUAAAGUAAGGCUACACUCCUACACUGGCUCCAGCAUCAAGGGAUGCUCGUGCUAACCAUUCAACGCCUUUACUUCCUCAGUUAGAAAUAAAAAUGCAAAAAUAGAACAGCUAAAAUACAAUACGUUCUAAAAUAAAAAAAAAAAAAAUAAAUAAAAUGUUCUGAAAUAGAACAGAUCUUAGGAACAAGUGGGAAGGCCAACACUUUAAAAAUAUACUUCUCAGAUGAAUAAAUGAAGUCAGAGGGGUCUAGUUCCUGAUUCUAGGCAGCUCUGCUGGCCCUACACUUGCGAUGCGGGUGUAGAUUUCCGUCCUGGUCCACCUUACCUGACCUGUAGUACUACUCCUUGUGUCUUGUGAGCAGAAUCAAGUGACUGAGAAUUCUGCUACUUUUCUUCAGCUCUGUGAUCUUGAACAAAAGGUUUAACCUCU
Messenger RNA from Diceros bicornis minor, 3914 nucleotides. RefSeq names its product transmembrane protein 269 (gene TMEM269). NCBI's taxonomy places the organism in Eukaryota, Metazoa, Chordata, Mammalia, Perissodactyla, Rhinocerotidae. The record is from RefSeq and is a predicted model, not a curated record. The coding region runs from base 826 to 1665 and encodes 279 amino acids. The transcript has 7 exons.